AUGUUAAACGUAGAUCCAAAUAGUAUAGCAAAAUGUGUUUUAGAUAAAUAUAAUACAGCAAAGAGAUCAGGAAAACCCAAUGAACAUGAAUGGACAGUUUUGUCUGGUAUUGUAUUACAAAAAAAAACAGAAAUAGAUUGUGUCAGUUUAGCCACUGGAAUGAAAUGUCUUUCUAAAGAUCAAGUUUUACUUGCAAACGGACGAAUUUUACAUGAUUGUCAUGCAGAAAUCCUCUGCAUUAGAGCAUUUAACAUGUUUCUUUUGCAAGAAAUGUUCAUAGGAUCUUUUAAAUGGAUCAAACAGCGCGAAAACAAUGAAAAAUCUGAAAAUAUACCACAACAGUGGACUUUACAAGAUAAUGUUAAGAUAUAUUUAUAUAGUACAGUUGCACCAUCAGGUGGCGAUGCCAGUAUGGAACUUGUUACAUCAUCUUUAAGUGAUUCAAAACCAUGGUCAUCUCAAGAUAAAGAAAUAAAAAUACAAAGAGGAAGAAUGUAUUUUUCUCAAGUAAAAGUAGUACGCACAAAACCUGGAAAAAAUAAUUCUAUACCAACAAAUUCAAAGAGUUGCAGCGAUAAACUCCUAUCAAAAGAAAUUUUAUCACUGUUAAACGCAGUUACUAUCCAAUUUUUUUGCCCAAAGAAAUUCUAUAUUGACGCUAUUAUUUUGCCAGAACCACAAAUUGUUGCACCAGCAAUUAAACGUGCAUUUUAUUCUAGAGUCAACAUGCUUCACAACAAAAAAUGGGAGGGCGGAUAUUCAUUCAAACCUUUUUGUGUCUAUCCAACAACACUAGACUUUUGUCAUAAACGGUCCUAUAUACGUACAAAGCCUUGUCCAUUAUCAUUAGUCAUCAUUAAUACGUAUGAACAAGUAUUAUGUCGCGGUAUAAAGCAAGGAGCCAAAUACUUUUCGAAAAACUCACAUAGUAUGAUUUGUAAAUAUGAAAUGCUCAAAGCAUCUCGCUUAAAUGUCUGUCAAUAUAGUGAUCUUAAGAAAAAUGGACUAAUUGCUGAACAACGAAAACAAGUUAAGCAAGAUUUACGAAAUGUGCUUUCAGGAUGGGAAUGCAAUGGUGGAAACAACUUUUCUCUAGAAAGCAGCACCGUUUAG
Messenger RNA from Pneumocystis jirovecii RU7, 1113 nucleotides. Its product is annotated as tRNA-specific adenosine deaminase. NCBI's taxonomy places the organism in Eukaryota, Fungi, Ascomycota, Pneumocystomycetes, Pneumocystales, Pneumocystaceae. The transcript is spliced from 6 exons. Gene Ontology annotation, molecular function: tRNA-specific adenosine-37 deaminase activity; RNA binding. Gene Ontology annotation, biological process: tRNA wobble adenosine to inosine editing. Bases 1 to 1113 code for a protein of 370 amino acids. The record is from RefSeq and is a predicted model, not a curated record.